Messenger RNA from Phodopus roborovskii (desert hamster), 3544 nucleotides. It is a transcript of the gene Megf10, whose product is annotated as multiple EGF like domains 10. The transcript has 25 exons. The record is from RefSeq and is a predicted model, not a curated record. Lineage: Eukaryota; Metazoa; Chordata; Mammalia; Rodentia; Cricetidae. Gene Ontology annotation, molecular function: protein binding; scavenger receptor activity. Bases 86 to 3544 code for a protein of 1152 amino acids.
GGGCCGGAGUGGGUGAAGACCAGAGGAAAGCAGGUUGGCGAUUGCCAAUCGCAACAUCUCAGGACUGGAUUGCUCUUAAAAGAAAAUGGCCAUUUCUUUAAACUCAUGCCUGGGCCUCAUCUGCUCCUUGUUGUGUUUUUGGAUGAGGACAGCAUCCCCUCUGAAUCUGGAAGACCCCAAUGUGUGCAGCCACUGGGAAAGCUACUCAGUGACCAUACAGGAGUCAUACCCACAUCCCUUCGAUCAGAUUUACUACACGAGUUGUACUGACAUCCUGAACUGGUUUAAAUGCACACGGCACAGAAUCAGUUACCGGACAGCCUACCGCCACGGGGAGAAAACCAUGUAUAGACGCAAAUCGCAGUGUUGCCCUGGAUUUUAUGAAAGCCGGGACAUGUGUGUCCCUCACUGUGCUGAUAAAUGUGUCCAUGGUCGCUGCAUUGCUCCAAACACCUGUCAGUGUGAGCCUGGCUGGGGUGGGACCAACUGCUCCAGUGCUUGUGAUGGUGAUCACUGGGGGCCUCACUGUAGUAGUCGGUGUCAGUGCAAAAACAAAGCCUUGUGCAACCCCAUCACUGGGGCUUGCCACUGUGCUGCAGGCUACCGGGGGUGGCGCUGUGAGGACCGGUGUGAACAAGGCACCUAUGGUAAUGACUGUCACCAAAGAUGUCAGUGCCAGAACGGAGCGACCUGCGACCACGUCACUGGAGAAUGCCGCUGUUCUCCAGGAUACACUGGAGCCUUUUGUGAAGAUCUUUGUCCCCCUGGCAAACAUGGCCCACAAUGUGAGCAGAGAUGUCCCUGCCAAAAUGGAGGUGUGUGUCAUCAUGUAACUGGAGUAUGCUCUUGCCCUUCUGGCUGGAUGGGCACAGUGUGUGGCCAGCCCUGCCCUGAGGGUCGCUUUGGAAAGAACUGUUCCCAAGAAUGCCAGUGCCACAACGGAGGAACGUGUGAUGCUGCCACAGGACAGUGUCACUGCAGCCCAGGAUACACAGGGGAACGGUGUCAGGAGGAAUGUUCAGUUGGGACCUAUGGAGUUCGCUGUGAAGAGACCUGCAAGUGUGUUAACGGAGGGAAGUGUUACCACGUGAGCGGGGCGUGCCUAUGUGAAGCAGGCUUUGCAGGCGAUCUUUGUGAGGUGCGCCUGUGUCCCGAGGGCCUGUACGGCAUCAAAUGCGACAAGCGGUGCCCCUGCCACCUGGACAACACUCAUAGCUGUCAUCCCAUGUCUGGAGAGUGUGGCUGCAAGCCAGGCUGGUCUGGACUCUACUGUAAUGAAACAUGUUCUCCUGGAUUCUAUGGGGAAGCUUGCCAACAGAUCUGCAGCUGCCAAAAUGGGGCUGACUGUGACAGUGUGACGGGAAGGUGUGCCUGUGCCCCUGGAUUCACAGGAAGUGACUGUUCUACUCCAUGUCCUCUGGGAAGCUAUGGGAUAAACUGUUCCUCUCACUGUGGCUGUAAAAAUGAUGCAGUCUGUUCUCCUGUGGAUGGGUCUUGUGUCUGUAAGGCAGGCUGGCAUGGGGUAGACUGUUCCAUCAGCUGCCCCAGUGGCACUUGGGGCUUUGGCUGUAACCUAACAUGCCAGUGCCUCAAUGGGGGUGCCUGCAACACCCUGGAUGGGACCUGUACCUGUGCUCCUGGAUGGCGAGGGAAGAAAUGUGAACUUGCCUGCCAGGAUGGCACAUAUGGACUAAACUGUGCUGAGCGCUGUGACUGUAGCCAUGCAGAUGGCUGCCACCCUACCACAGGCCACUGCCGCUGCCUCCCAGGAUGGUCAGGUGUGCACUGUGACAGUGUGUGUGCCGAGGGACGCUGGGGUCCUAACUGCUCACUGCCCUGCUACUGUAAAAACGGGGCUUCUUGUUCUCCUGACGAUGGCAUCUGUGAAUGCGCACCCGGAUUCCGAGGCACCUCAUGCCAGAGAAUCUGCUCCCCGGGUUUUUACGGGCAUCGCUGUAGCCAGACAUGUCCACAGUGUGUGCACAGCAGCGGCCCCUGCCACCACAUCACAGGCCUGUGUGACUGCUUGCCUGGCUUCACGGGAGCCCUGUGCAAUGAAGUGUGUCCCAGUGGCAGAUUUGGGAAAAACUGUGCAGGUGUUUGUACCUGCACCAACAAUGGCACCUGUAACCCAAUCGACAGGUCUUGUCAGUGCUACCCAGGCUGGAUUGGCAGUGACUGCUCUCAGCCCUGUCCACCUGCUCACUGGGGUCCAAACUGCAUCCAUACCUGCAACUGCCACAAUGGGGCCUUUUGCAGCGCCUAUGAUGGGGAAUGUAAAUGCACUCCUGGCUGGACAGGGCUCUACUGUACUCAGAGAUGCCCUCUGGGGUUUUAUGGCAAGGACUGUGCACUGGUAUGCCAGUGUCAAAAUGGGGCUGACUGUGACCACAUCUCAGGGCAGUGUACCUGCCGCACGGGAUUCAUGGGACGGCACUGUGAGCAGAAAUGCCCCGCAGGAACAUAUGGCUAUGGCUGUCGCCAGAUUUGUGACUGUCUGAACAACUCCACCUGUGACCACAUCACCGGCACCUGUUACUGUAGCCCAGGGUGGAAAGGAGCACGAUGCGACCAAGCUGGUGUCAUCAUUGUGGGCAAUCUGAACAGCUUAAGUCGGACCAGCACCGCCCUGCCUACUGAUUCCUAUCAGAUCGGCGCCAUUGCAGGCAUCAUCAUCCUUGUCCUGGUUGUGCUCUUCCUGCUGGCACUGUUCAUUAUCUAUAGACACAAGCAGAAGAGGAAGGAAUCAAGCAUGCCGGCAGUGACCUAUACCCCUGCCAUGAGGGUCAUCAAUGCAGAUUAUACCAUCACAGAAACCCUGCCUCACAGCAAUGGUGGAAAUGCCAACAGCCACUACUUCACUAAUCCCAGUUACCACACACUGAGCCAAUGUGCCACAUCCCCCCAUGCCAAUAACAGGGACAGGAUGACCAUUGCCAAGUCGAAAAACAAUCAGCUCUUUGUGAAUCUUAAGAAUGUGAAUCCUGGGAAGAGAAGUGCUUUGGUGGACUGCACCGGGACGUUGCCAGCCGACUGGAAGCAAGGUGGCUACCUCAAUGAACUUGGUGCUUUUGGACUUGAGAGAAGUUACAUGGGAAAGUCCUUAAAAGAUCUGGGAAAGAACUCUGAAUAUAAUUCCAGUAACUGCUCCCUAAGCAGCUCUGAAAACCCAUACGCCACGAUUAAAGACCCACCUGCACUCUUGCCUAAAAGCUCCGAGUGUGGCUAUGUAGAGAUGAAGUCACCAGCGCGGAGAGAUUCCCCAUAUGCAGAGAUCAAUAACUCCACUUCAGCCAACAGGAAUGUCUAUGAAGUUGAACCUACAGUGAGUGUUGUCCAAGGAGUAUUCAGCAAUAAUGGUCAUCUCUCCCAAGAUCCAUAUGACCUUCCAAAGAACAGUCACAUCCCUUGCCAUUAUGACCUGCUGCCAGUAAGGGACGGUUCAUCCUCUCCCAAGAGAGAAGAUGGUGGUGGCGGCAGCAGCAGCAACAGCAGCAGCAGUAGCAGCAGCAGCAGCAGCAGCAGCAGCAGCAGCAGUGAAUGA